Olea europaea var. sylvestris is the source of this 1575-nucleotide messenger RNA. RefSeq lists its product as uncharacterized. The record is from RefSeq and is a predicted model, not a curated record. NCBI's taxonomy places the organism in Eukaryota, Viridiplantae, Streptophyta, Magnoliopsida, Lamiales, Oleaceae. The transcript has 3 exons. The coding region runs from base 1 to 1575 and encodes 524 amino acids.
AUGAAUAUACCCCCUGUUGAUGUAGCCGACGAUGAGGAUUUGCAAUGGUUUAUGUCUAUUCACACAGAAGCGGCGUUGUGUGUAAUUGCAGAUGAAUAUAAUGCUGGAGAGCACGAACUGCAUGUCAGAGUUGAGCCUUUGUCACCAAUAGAAGAUGCAUUGUGUAGACGCGAUGAAGUCGAUAUGUGCGAACUACAAGAGUCACAAAUGAUUGAUAAUAUGGAUGAACGUUUAGGUGAAGUACGAGCUUCUAAGAUAAAAACUUUAGAAAUAUUUACGAUUCGAGAGUACAUACCUGAGCACACAUGUUUUCUAGACGUUCGACGAAAUGCACAAAUUCUUGCAAUGAGUGCAGUGAUUGGGCAUCACAUAAUGCGAAGGUUGGACGAUGCAAACCAAUCAUACGUUCCUACAGGUAUUAUUGGGGAUAUGGAACGUGAGUUUGGUGUACGGAUUACCUACAACAAAGCGUGGAGGGCUAAAGAGAAGGGACUUCGAUUUCUUCGUGGUACACCCGAAGAAAGUUUCCAGAAAUUGCCAUCAUAUUGUCACAUGUUAACCGAGAAAAAUCCAAGAACUAUUGCACACAUUGAACUCAACUCGAAUAAUAGGUUCUUGUACUUCUUCUUAGUGUUCGGGCCUAGUGUACGUGGUUUUCGAGAAUACAUGAGGCCAGUAAUUUGUGUUGAUGGAAGUCAUUUGAAGGGUCAGUAUAAGGGAACACUACUAGUAGCUACAGCGCAAGAUGCUAACCUACAAAUAUAUCCUCUUGCGUGGAGUGUUGUCGAUGGGGAAACAAAUGCAUCGUGGUAUUGGUUCUUUGCAAAGUUGAAAGAUAUCGUUGAUGAUUCAAACCAGCUAGUGUUUGUGUCGGACAGGAAGAAGAGUAUUAAGCGGGCAAUUACGAGGUUGUUCCCACUUUCUCACCACAGUACCUGCAUCUGGCAUAUCGAGAAAAAUCUUAUUGCUAGGUAUAGUAGUAGCAAUGUCAUCUUCUUAUUCAAGCGGGCAGCGCUAGCAUACCGCGUAUCGAAAUUUGAUCAGUUCAUGACACAUAUAAGAACCAUUCGACCGUUAAUGGUAUCUUACUUGGAAUGUGCAGGUAUAUCCACCUGGUCACGGGCACAUUUUGUUGGUAAUCGGUACAACGUUAUGACGAAUAACAUUGCGGAGUCACUGAAUUCAGUCUUAAGGCAACAAAGAAGUUUCUCUAUAACCUUGUUGAUCAAAAAUAUUACGUCAUUAAUGCAACGAUGGUUCUACGAGAGAAAAAGUGCAUCCACGAAAUGUAGUACGACUGUGACACCAAAAAUUGAUGAUGAAUUGAGAAAAUCAAUCGACGUCGAUACAACUUUACCAGUACGAAAUUUGGACGAACUCGUUUUUGAGGUAGGUAUAGCUACCGAACUUUGUACUGUCGACCUUAUAGAAUAUUGGCGAGCUGCGUACAACAAAGUUUUUCACCCCGUUGGUCGAGAGUCAAAUUGGGUUGUUCCUCAGUCUAUUCGUUCCAUCGAAGUUUUACCCCCGAAUAUACGUAGAGCACCAGGUCAAGAACUAAAAGGUCGACGUUGA